GCCCGGGGCUCAAUGGGAGCCGGCGGGCGCGCGCCGGCGGGAGCGCGCGAGCCGGCGCAGCGGGGGGGCGGGCGGCAGGGCGGAGAGGCGGCGGCGGCGGCGCGAGAGCCAGAGCCUGAGCCGGCGGCGAGCCGAGCGGAGCGGAGCGCGGCGGCGGCGGCUGGGCCGGGAGAGGCUGGCGCCGGGGCGGCUCGCGAAUCCUCCGGCAUCCGCCCCGGCGGGCCGCCCCGGCCCGCGGCAGCCCCCGGAGCACCGGCCCGGCACCCGCGCCUUCCCGUCGGGCAAGAGUGAAUCAUGGAGCUACGCGUGGGGAAUAAGUACCGCCUGGGACGGAAGAUCGGGAGUGGGUCCUUUGGAGAUAUCUACCUGGGUGCCAACAUCGCCUCUGGUGAAGAAGUUGCUAUCAAGCUCGAGUGUGUGAAGACAAAGCACCCCCAGCUGCAUAUCGAGAGCAAGUUCUACAAGAUGAUGCAGGGGGGAGUGGGGAUCCCGUCCAUCAAGUGGUGUGGCGCCGAGGGCGACUACAACGUGAUGGUCAUGGAGCUGUUGGGGCCUAGCCUCGAGGACCUUUUCAACUUCUGCUCCCGAAAGUUCAGCCUCAAGACGGUGCUGCUCCUGGCCGACCAGAUGAUCAGCCGCAUAGAGUACAUCCACUCCAAGAACUUCAUCCACCGGGACGUCAAACCCGACAACUUCCUCAUGGGGCUAGGGAAGAAGGGCAACCUGGUCUACAUCAUCGACUUUGGCCUGGCCAAGAAGUACCGGGACGCCCGAACCCACCAGCACAUCCCCUACCGGGAAAACAAGAACCUGACUGGCACUGCCCGCUAUGCCUCCAUCAACACCCACCUGGGCAUCGAGCAAAGCCGUCGAGAUGACCUGGAGAGUCUGGGCUACGUGCUCAUGUACUUCAACCUGGGCUCGCUGCCCUGGCAGGGCCUCAAAGCAGCCACCAAGCGCCAGAAGUACGAGCGGAUCAGUGAGAAGAAGAUGUCAACACCCAUUGAAGUCCUCUGCAAAGGCUACCCCUCCGAGUUCUCAACAUACCUCAACUUCUGCCGCUCCCUGCGGUUCGACGACAAGCCCGACUACUCCUACCUGCGCCAGCUCUUCCGCAACCUCUUCCACCGGCAGGGCUUCUCCUACGACUAUGUCUUCGACUGGAACAUGCUCAAAUUCGGUGCAUCCCGGAACCCCGAGGACGUGGACCGGGAGCGGCGAGAACACGAGCGCGAGGAGAGGAUGGGGCAGCUGCGUGGGUCCGCGACCCGGGCCCUGCCCCCUGGCCCCCCUACGGGGGCCGCCGCCAACCGGCUCCGCACUGCAGCCGAGCCUGUGGCCUCCACCCCAGCCUCCCGCAUCCAGCAAGCUGGCAAUACGUCUCCCAGAGCGAUCUCACGGGUCGACCGGGAGAGGAAGGUGAGUAUGAGGCUGCACAGGGGCGCGCCUGCCAACGUCUCGUCCUCAGACCUCACUGGGCGGCAAGAGGUCUCCCGGAUCCCAGCCUCACAGACAAGCGUGCCAUUUGACCAUCUUGGGAAGUGAGGAAUGCCACCAUCGGACCAGUGUUUGCUUAGUGUCUUCACUGUAUUUUCUUUUUAAAAAAACAACAACAACAAAAAAGAUGGAAAAAAAACCACUCAAAAGAAAAAAACCCAGCACAAAACCGACGAUGGAUUUUGUUUCUUUGAUUUUUUGCCAAUGGCGAGAAGACGGGAUGCCCUUUGCACCGAGGGUCCUUGCUCCCUGGCGGCACGGGCUGCCCAGCCAACACUCUCCCACGACCCUGGGCCGCGGGAGCCGGCCGCCAAGUCCCUGCCCCAACCACCAGUUCCCCGCCGCCCGCACCUGCUGGGAGAGGAACACCUCAGUGCUGCCACCGGUCCUCGCCGGUCCUCGCGCCGUCAGAGGUGGCCGGAGGAGUCGCGUCGGGAAGCGAGGUGGUCAGCGGAAAGCAGGUCCCACUGGAUUUCGUGAGCCGCAGAAGCGAGGAGACAUGCACAGCCCCCACCUCUCCUGAGAUGACAGCGGCCGACUUCUGUGUUGGGCUUUUCCCCGUGUCUCUGGGUCCCCCGUGCCUCUCCGCGGAGACCUUGCGUGGGUGGGGAGGUCAUGGGGGCCAAGGUGCCUCGUGUGCACAGCUGUAUUUGACCUGCCUUCCCCAGGGCAGCGGGUGCCACGUCCCGCCCCACUUCCCGGGCCGAAUUCCUUUCUCCAUGUCCCCUGACAAGGACAUGGGGCGGGUAGUGACGUCAACAUCCCUCAGAGCACAGAGGGUCCUCACCACCCCGGUCCCCCCAGUCUGUCAUCAGCCUGUGGCAGCCCUGUCACCUGUUCCUGGUCUUAGGGCAGAAUCCAUGGAGACUACUUCUAGAAACAUCUGGCUCUGGGUUAUAAAUUACUCCCCUGGUUCUGAUAGUCACCUGGGGCCCCUCUCCCUGGGUUCCACCUUUCCGAGGAGGACCCGGGUCAGGGCUGAGUGUUGGAUUUACCCAUCCUUCCUAGUUAACUCCUGGUUUUGUUCUUAUUUUUGUUUUCUCCAUGUGUGUUUCCUAAUUUAUUUACCUCUGUUUCCCUUUUCCUUUUUUUUUUUUUUAAUUAAAGAGCAAAGGUUUUUAUUACUUUGUAAUUUAAAAAACUGAAAAAAAAAUACUGAAGAACUUUGGGGGGAAUUUUGUACUUUUUUCCUGUGUAAAUAUUGGACUUUUUUGAGCUUUAUCGUGGUUGUUAAUUUGAAGUAAUAAAGUAGAAAAGGAUAAAGUGA
Messenger RNA from Microcebus murinus (gray mouse lemur), 2764 nucleotides. RefSeq names its product casein kinase 1 epsilon (gene CSNK1E). Gene Ontology annotation, biological process: protein phosphorylation. Gene Ontology annotation, molecular function: ATP binding; protein kinase activity. NCBI's taxonomy places the organism in Eukaryota, Metazoa, Chordata, Mammalia, Primates, Cheirogaleidae. The record is from RefSeq and is a predicted model, not a curated record.